AUACUGGGCUGUUUUGGGCCAAACUGGGCUGUUCUGGGCCAUACUGGGGUGUGCGGAGCCAUACUGGGCUGUACUGGGCUGUUCUGGGCCAAACUGGGCUGUUCUGGGCCAUACUGGGGUGUGCGGAGCCAUACUGGGCCGUACUGGGCUGUUCUGGGCCAUACUGGGGUGUGUGGAGCCAUACUGGGCUGUAUUGGGCCAUACUGGGUCUUACCGAGCAAUACUGGGCUGUACUGGGCCAUACCAGGCUCUGUGGGUCUGUGCUGGGCCAGACUGGUCUGUAUGGGGCCACACUGGGCUGUGCUGAGCCAUACGGGGUCAGACAAGGCUGUGUGCAGCUGGACUGGUCCGUACUGGUCCAUACUGGUCUGUACUGGUCCGUACUGGGCCAUACUAGUCCGUACUGGGCCAUACUGGUCCGUACUGGUCCGUACUGGUCCAUACUGGUCCGUACUGGUCUGUACUGGUCUGUACUGGGCCAUACUGGUCAGUACUGGUCCGUACUGGUCCGUACUGGUCCGUACUGGUCCGUACUGGUCUGUACUGGGCCAUACUGGUCAGUACUGGUCCGUACUGGUCCGUACUGGUCUGUACUGGUCCGUACUGGUCCGUACUGGUCCAUACUGGUCCGUACUGGUCCGUACUGGUCCGUACUGGCCCGUCCCCUGUCCCCACAGGCCCCGUGGCGACGCCCAGACGGGACCGACAUGGAGCCCUGAGAGGAGGCGCCGCCGGGGCGGGCGGAGGAUGGCGAAGCUGCUGGUGCCGCUGGUGAUGCUGGGGGCGGUGGCGGGGUCCCACCGCUGCCCCCCCCGCUGCCUCUGCCCGGCGGCCGCCCCCAACCCCACCCUCCUCUGCGCCCGCACCGGCCUCCUGGCCGUGCCCCCCAGCCUGGACCGCGCCGCCGUGGAGCUGCGCCUGGCCGACAACUUCAUCGGCGCCGUGGGGCGCGCCGACUUCGCCAACAUGAGCAGCCUGGUCCACCUCACCCUCUCCCGCAACGGGCUGCGCCGGUUGGCGCCCGGCGCCUUCGCCGACCUCCGCGCCCUCCGCGCCCUCCACCUGGACGGCAACCGGCUGCCGGCGCUGAGCGGGGCGCAGCUGCGGGGCUUGGCCAGCCUCCGCCACCUCAUCCUGGCCAACAACCAGCUGGCCGCCAUCGAGCCCGCCGCCUUCGCCGCCUUCGCCGCCACGGUGGAGGAUCUCGACCUCUCCCACAACAACCUGCCGGCGCUGCCGUGGGAGGCGGUGGCCGGCAUGGCCAGCUUGGCCACGCUGACGCUGGACCACAACCUGCUGGAGCGGGUCCCCGCCGGGGCGGUGGCGCGGUUGCCGCGGUUGGCGCGGUUGGAUCUCACCGCCAACCGGUUGCGGGCGCUGCCGCCGGUGCCGGGACCGCCGGGACCCAGUCUGGCGGCUGGGGGGAACCCGUUGCAUUGCAACUGCGAACUGCUGUGGUUGCGCCGGUUGGCGCAGCCGGGCCGGUUGGAGAGCUGCGCCUCGCCGCCGCCGCUCGCCGGCCGCCUGCUCUGGGCCGUGCCGGAGGAGGAGCUGGCGUGCCGGGCGCCGGCCAUCGCCGGAGCGGCCGCCGACCCCGCCGCCGUCUUGGAAGGUCAACCCUUACGGUUGGGCUGCGCGGCCGCCGGCGACCCGCCGCCGGCCUUGCACUGGUUGGGGCCCGACGGGCGGCUGGUGCAGAACGGGUCGCGCCGCGCCGUCCGCCCCGACGGCUCCUUGGAGCUGCGGGUGGCCACGCUCCGCGACCACGGCGCCUUCACCUGCGUCGCCUCCAACGCCGCCGGCGAGGCGGCCGCCCGGGUGCAGGUGGCCGUCCUGCCGCUGCCCGUCCCCCGCGGUGACGCCGACGCCGACGCCGGGCCCGGCCCUUCCGACAUGGCCCGCGCCGGCGGCAACGAGUCGCGGGCGGCGGGCGAGCGGCGCAUCGUGGCGGCCGAGCUGACGGCCUCCUCGGCGCGCAUCCGCUGGCUGCCCCAGCGCCACGUCCCCGGCAUCCGCAUGUUCCAGAUCCAGUACAACAGCUCCCUCGACGACUCCCUCGUCUACAGGCUGCUGCCACCCUCCAGCCGGAGCUUCGUGCUGCGGGACCUGGCCGCGGGGCGCGAGUACGACCUCUGCGUCUCGGCGCUCUACGCCGAGGGGACGACGGCGCUGCCCACCGCCCGCGCCCUCGGCUGCGUCCGCUUCGCCACGGCCGGGGGGGCCCCCGGCUGCGCCGCCCUCCCCCGGCCCCACUUCUUGGGGGGCACCGUCAUCAUCGUCAUCGGCGCCGCCAUCGCCGCCUCCGUCCUCGUCUUCAUCCUCAUCCUCACCGCCCGCUACAAGGCGGCGGCCGCCCGCCGCCCCCCCGCCGCCGUCGCCAGCGUCUGCUCCCAGACCAACGGCACCCACAGACCCCCCGAGCCGGAGCCGCCGCCGCCGCCCCCCGCCACCCUCCCACCCCCAGCACCCAUGGGUGCUGCGGGGGGCGGGGCGCGGGAGCUCUUCCCCAGCCACAGCUACCCGCGGCGCGCACGGACUCGGCGCCACGGCUCGCUGCCGCGCCUCGACCUGCCCGACGCGGCCCCCCCCCUGCGCCCCUCUUUCGGCAGCACCCACUGGAUGCUCGAGAGCACCGUCUAGGGUGGGGGGGGUGGGUGGGGGGGAGCGGUGGGGGUGCGGGGGCGGGCGUGGGGGGUGGGCAGCACCCCAGGGUGCGCGGGGGCAGCCCCGGGGCCUCGGCAUCCCCCUGCGCCCCUGGGUGCUCACGUGCACCCCCGGGUGCCCAAACGCAGCGUUGGGUGCUCCUGCGGACCCCCAGGUGCCCAAAUACACCCUUGGGUGCUCCUGGGUGCCUGAACACAGAACCCUUGGGUGCUCCUGCACCUCCUCGGGUGCCCAAAUACAGCCUGGGGUGCUCCUGGGUGCCUGAACACAGCACCCUUGGGUGCUCCUGAACACCCCCAGGUGCCCAAAUACAGCGUUGGGUGCUCCUGGGUGCCUGAAAGCAGAACCCUUGGGUGCUCCUGCACCUCCUCGGGUGCCCAAAUACAGCCUGGGGUGCUCCUGGGUGCUGGAACACAGCACCCUUGGGUGCUCCUGCACCUCCUUGGGUGCCCAAAUACAGCCUGGGGUGCUCCUGGGUGCCUGAACGCAGCACCCUUGGGUGCUCCUGCACCUCCUCGGGUGCCCAAAUACAGCCUGGGGUGCUCCUGGGUGCUGGAACACAGCACCCUUGGGUGCUCCUGCACCUCCUUGGGUGCCCAAAUACAGCCUGGGGUGCUCCUGGGUGCCUGAACGCAGCACCCUUGGGUGCUCCUGCACCUCCUCGGGUGCCCAAAUACAGCCUGGGGUGCUCCUACGCACCCUUGGGUGCCUGAACACAGCACCCUUGGGUUCCCAAAUACACCCUUGGGUGCUGCUGGGUGCCUGAACGCAGCACCCUUGGGUGCCCAAACACAGCGUUGGGUGCUCCUGUGCACCCUUGGGUGCUUGUAUGCAGCAGCCUUGGGUGCCCAAAUACAUCCUUGGGUGCUCCUGGGUGCCCGAUCGCACCCCUGGGGUGCCUGGUGCCCCCGUGGGUGCCCCCACGCAGCCAUGGCUGCUCAGAUGCAGCCCCAGCACCCCUGGGUGCUGCAGGGCCCCCCACCCAACCCUCCCAUUCCCCCCCCCCCCCCCCCAGGUGGUUGCGGCUGCCACUGGGUGCCUGCACCCACCCCUGGGUGCUCCUUGAGGUCCCUGCGGGCACCCAUGUGCCUCCCCGGGCACCCAUUGGCAUCCAUGUGCCCCCCCGCCCCCCCCCCACUUCGGGGGCACCCAUAUGCAACCCAGUACCUACCUGGCACCCACGCGGGCACCCCUGGGACACGCGUGGGCACCGUGACACGCGUGGGCACCACGACACACGUGUGUGUGUGCGCCCUGACGGGGCGGGGGUGGGGGGAGGAACGCGUACGCCGGGACUUCUGCGCACACCCCCCCCCCCCCCCGAACACGUGUGUGCGUGCCCCCCCCCGCCCCGAACACGCGUGUGCGCAUGUGCCACCCCCCCGGCCUGCGCCUCCCCCCCCCCCCCCCCCCCCCCCCCGCCGCGGUGCCUUCGGCCGGGCUGGUGGCGGGGGGGGGGCCCCGCACACGCCACUGACAUGUCUGCACAGAUGACACGAGAACCGCAGCCCCCCCCCCCAACCCAGCCCUCCCGGGGGGGGGGGGGGGGGGAACGGAUACCCGGGUGUCCCCCGUGUGUGUCCCCCCCCCCGUGUCCCCCCCCCCCCCGCCUCGGCCCGGGGCCUCCUAUCUGGCUGGUCUGGAUAAUCCCCCCUUCC
Messenger RNA from Tyto alba (common barn owl), 4322 nucleotides. It is a transcript of the gene LRFN1, whose product is annotated as leucine rich repeat and fibronectin type III domain containing 1. Bases 283 to 2640 code for a protein of 785 amino acids. The transcript has 3 exons. Gene Ontology annotation, molecular function: protein binding. Lineage: Eukaryota; Metazoa; Chordata; Aves; Strigiformes; Tytonidae. The record is from RefSeq and is a predicted model, not a curated record.